ACAAAUAAUUACCUGUCAAAUCAGUCAAAAUACUUUAUUUAUUCAUAUAUACCAAUUUAUAAAUACAAAAAAAAUAAGUUAAAUGUGCUAAAAUUAAGUAAAACAAAAACUGCAAAAGCAUCUGAAUUCUCACCUUAUUGUUACCAUAUCCACCUAGAGACUUUUCAUACUCUGUAUAACCUGCUACCAUGCCAGUCCGCAACUGCUGCACGGGCUGCCAGGGCCCGAUGUGCGGGCCGUGCUGCGGGCCCUGCUCCUACCGGCAGGAGUGCUCCGGCGUAGGCCCGUGGUGCCCGCACGGCAUCGGCAACUGCUGCGGGUGGGGCCCGCUCGGCUGCAUGCAUGGGGCGCGUGGUGGGGUGGCCGGCUCGUACUACAGCUGUGGUCACGGAUGUAUCGGCGGCUGUACCGGGGGGAUAUGCAGCUCGUGCUGCGGACCCAGCUGCAAUUAAGCCCUCGCCCAUAGGGGCACUAUAGUCCCAAGCACACCCUGUUGUGGAAGUCCCAAGAACAUCCUGUAGUGCGUUGGUCUGCGUUGCCUAUUUAUUUGCAUUGACGAAACAAGUGUCGUGUUUUUAAAAUGUGGUGGUUAACAUGUAAUGUGUGAUUCAGGUUGAAUAAAAAGAGUAUUGUUUAUA
Messenger RNA from Plutella xylostella (diamondback moth), 638 nucleotides. RefSeq lists its product as uncharacterized. The record is from RefSeq and is a predicted model, not a curated record. NCBI's taxonomy places the organism in Eukaryota, Metazoa, Arthropoda, Insecta, Lepidoptera, Plutellidae.